Cladophialophora immunda is the source of this 1322-nucleotide messenger RNA. RefSeq lists its product as uncharacterized. NCBI's taxonomy places the organism in Eukaryota, Fungi, Ascomycota, Eurotiomycetes, Chaetothyriales, Herpotrichiellaceae. The record is from RefSeq and is a predicted model, not a curated record. The transcript has a single exon. The coding region runs from base 508 to 1104 and encodes 198 amino acids.
UGUUCUUCCUUUAACUCCUUCAACUCGGUUUGGACCUCCAGGAGCGCGUCGUUUUGUUGGUCAAUGGUUUUCUUGAGCUCCUUGACCAGCGUAACCAGCUCCUCAAGGCUGGCUGCGGUGUCUCCGUCCUCCUCCUCAUAAUCGUCGUCGCUGUCUUCGACAUCCCGAAAAUGUAACGGUGGAGACUUCUCCGCUCGAGUCGUUCGGCGCGUGCGGCGCAAUGCCUGGUUUUCGCGGACUUUGGAGGUCGGUGCCGGUGGACGGCUGCUUCGAGGUGCUCGGGCGAGCUUUUCUGGCGACACGGUGAUGGUCGCGCGUUGCUCGGAGUUCGAUUCAUUGUGGUCAUUGGCUGCGGGUGCAGCCGACGCUAAGGACACGUGUCCUCUGCGGGUGCGCGCUUACCCUCGGAAGCCUGUUUCCUCGAUGCGAUGGAGUGUUUAACGAUCAGGGUAUCCUUUUCGUUCUUAGAGGUACUCAAGCAUUUGAGCAUUAGUGCAGUGAUCUCUUAUGCUACAGUUGUUCCUGAAUCUGUCUACUGUACUGCAAGGGAAGCAUAUCAUGGCCGAACGAAAUAUCCAAAUUUUCGAGCCCGAAUCCAUCCAGCGUCAAGUCUCGCCAGCCUUUUACACCGAGAAUGUGUUCACGAUCAGCGAUCCGACCUUUGGGUUAGAGUGGCUCGAGAAAAUCGGUAAAGGCAACAUUAAACACCUGGCCAAGCUUCGAAUUUUUGUCCAUGCAGUGUAUGAGAAGGGAAUUUUUCCACCUGGCCAUAUUUUCUACAGGCCACCAUCCGGUCCACCGUGGUGCAAGCUUUUCCGUAGGCUGGCUACCGAUGGUGCCGGGCUACGACAAAUCUACAUCUUCUGGGAUUCAGAGCCAACGUGUUGGCAUUUUGGAGGAGGGACUGAUGUCGAGGUUGUUCGGGCAUUGGCAGAGAUCCGAGGCCUGCAGAAGCUGGAAAUUGACGGAUAUUUCGCGAAGGAGUGGCCCGCGUAUUUGCAGAAAAAGACAGGAUUGACGGUCUGGAGUCCGAACGGACGAGAGGAUUGGUAUUAUAGAGAGCUGAGCAAGUUUCAGCGAAAUACCCAGGAUCUGGCACCUUGAAUCGGGGCUUCCUUGCUGGUACUGGCCGCUCGUGACGGGCUGAAUAUAGUCGACCUGAAGCGAGAGCGGAAUGACGAAUGAGCGGGCGAGAGCUACAGUAUCUAGCUUUUAGCAACCGGUUCACGAAGCUCAGUCAGAAUAGUAAUUGUCAUCGUCCCCAAUGAUGUCCCUGCAGCUAGCCAGCAUUCCAUACCCGGUUUCCCCCCUUGGGGUUAGAC